GAUAAAAAAGAAGGCGCACGCGGUAAUGCUCUUUCUGUUACACCCGUCGGGAAAAAAAUCCGUUCUUUUUCUAGAAGGCCACCACAGCAGCUAAGCCGAUACCAAAACCUAGUUUCACCGGAGUUUCAUCGUAUUCGGCGGCGGAUUUCAGUUAUCCUGUCGCCUGACUCGGACCUUAAAACCCUUGAACCGAAUCGGAACUCCAAUCGAUCGAUGUCAACGUCGGGGCAGCCCCAGUUUCGGUACACACAAACGCCUUCGAAGGUUCUUCACCUGCGGAAUCUCCCAUGGGAGUGCAUCGAAGAGGAGCUAGUCGAGCUUUGCAAACCCUUCGGCAGGAUCGUUAACACUAAGUGCAAUGUUGGCUCCAAUCGCAACCAAGCGUUUGUCGAAUUCGCUGAUCUUAAUCAAGCUAUCAAUAUGGCCACCUAUUAUGCUUCGUCUUCAGAGCCUGCACAAAUUCGUGGCAAAGCUGUGUAUAUUCAGUAUUCGAACAGGCAUGAAAUUGUCAAUAACAAGAGCCCUGGAGAUAUUCCAGGGAAUGUUCUGCUGGUAACUAUUGAGGGUGUUGAAGCUGGUGAUGUCAGCAUUGAUGUCAUUCAUUUGGUAUUUUCGGCCUUUGGUUUUGUGCACAAGAUUGCUACCUUUGAAAAAGCAGCAGGAUUUCAGGCUUUAGUCCAGUUUACUGAUAUUGAGACUGCAGCUACUGCUAGAGAAGCAUUGGAUGGGAGAAGCAUUCCAAGGUACCUGCUUCCACAGCAUGUUAGUAACUGUAAUCUGCGCAUCUCAUUCUCCGCUCAUACUGAUCUUAAUAUAAAAUUCCAGUCUAACCGGAGCAGAGACUAUACAAAUCCAUAUCUUCCUGUUAAUCCUACAGCAAUGGAGGGAUUCGUUCAGCCUGUUGUAGGUGUAGAUGGAAAGAAAAAAGAGCCCGAGAGUAACGUGCUUCUUGCCUCCAUUGAAAAUAUGCAGUAUGCUGUCACUGUGGAUGUUCUUCACACGGUAUUCUCUGCAUUUGGUACAGUCCAAAAGAUUGCUAUAUUUGAGAAGAACGGGGGAACCCAAGCAUUCAUUCAGUAUCCCGAUGUUACAACUGCCACUGUCGCAAAAGAUGCAUUAGAGGGGCAUUGUAUCUAUGACGGUGGCUACUGUAAGCUUCAUCUAUCGUAUUCUCGUCACACUGAUCUGAACGUAAAGGCAUACAGCGACAAAAGUAGGGAUUACACAGUCCCGGAAUCAGGUUUGCAACAACCUUCUGCCCUCCCUAAUACGGCACCCGCCUGGCAAAACCCACAGUACGUUUCUGUACACUCUGCAGCUCCUCCUGCCACCAUGCCCAUGCAAAAUCCUUGGGAUCCAACCAUGCAGGGCGGAAGACCAGCCUUCAUUUCAUCUCCAACCACAUUUCCCGGUCAAGAAUAUGCUUCUCCCCUGGUUCCAUUUGGCGCAAAUCAGCCUGCCCAUCAAGGCAUUCCACCUCCCGGUCAGCCUCGUUAACUUUUAGCUUUUGCUUAGGUUGGAUCUCGUAGAACACAACAAAGCUGUUCAUAUGUUUGGUUUUGUGUAAUCUGUGUGAGCUUGCUUCUAACAUCACUCUAUUUGCCUCAAGCAUGGAUACAUUAACUACUACAAUAUGCAUCUACUCAUUCUUACAUGCAUUUCUUCAGUAA
Ipomoea nil (Japanese morning glory) is the source of this 1670-nucleotide messenger RNA. Its product is annotated as polypyrimidine tract-binding protein homolog 1. NCBI's taxonomy places the organism in Eukaryota, Viridiplantae, Streptophyta, Magnoliopsida, Solanales, Convolvulaceae. The transcript has 10 exons. Gene Ontology annotation, biological process: regulation of RNA splicing. Gene Ontology annotation, cellular component: nucleus. Gene Ontology annotation, molecular function: mRNA binding. The coding region runs from base 214 to 1497 and encodes 427 amino acids. The record is from RefSeq and is a predicted model, not a curated record.